This is a messenger RNA of Grus americana (Whooping crane), 6468 nucleotides long. RefSeq names its product cyclic nucleotide gated channel subunit beta 1 (gene CNGB1). Lineage: Eukaryota; Metazoa; Chordata; Aves; Gruiformes; Gruidae. The record is from RefSeq and is a predicted model, not a curated record. Gene Ontology annotation, cellular component: photoreceptor outer segment; plasma membrane; intracellular cyclic nucleotide activated cation channel complex. The coding region runs from base 802 to 4386 and encodes 1194 amino acids. Gene Ontology annotation, biological process: retina homeostasis; monoatomic cation transmembrane transport. The transcript has 34 exons. Gene Ontology annotation, molecular function: intracellularly cGMP-activated cation channel activity; intracellularly cAMP-activated cation channel activity; protein-containing complex binding.
AGUUAUUUAUACCUUCCUGUGGACGUGUAACAUUUCUGGAGCAGAGGCUGUGUGCCGGGCACUGCCUCCCCAUUUGUCUUUGUGCUCUGUCUGGCUCUGCUUGAUUUUUUUUUUUUUCUUCAUGUUUUCUUUCUUUCCCCUGAACUUUUUUGAUGAAGAAAUGAUGGUUCAUCUGCCUGGUAACCAAAAGUCGAGACACAGGGUAUGGGCAGGUUCCCAGGGGAUGAAGGCAAAAGCAGGCAGAGACUGUGCAAUGUGGUUUUGCCCCUGGCUAGAGCUGGAGCGCUCCCUCCCCAGGGCAAAGCUUGCUGCUGGGGCUUCGGGGCAGAAGCAGGCAGGACUCUCUGCCUGCCAGCAAGGAGCAGAAGCUGAUGUAUAUUGUGCUCUGAGGACCCCAGCCCUGUGCACGACUCUUUCAGCUUUCCCAGAGGUUUUUGGUUUUGGUUUUUUUUGCAUCCCUCCAUCCUGUGAUGGCAAGAGAAGAGCCCGCUACCUGCAGACAACCUGACUUGCUCCAUCCCACACCCAGGCCAGGUAUCGUUGCUGAUCCCUCCUGCCUUACCCCACAAACAUAAAAGCUAGGGAUGGAAAUGAAAGGACAGUAGAAGUGGAUGGAAAUGUGCCAGGAGUGCUGGCGGCAUCGCUCAGAACGUGGAAGCGGAAGGACGCCAAGGACCUUUCUGGGCUGCUCUGGGGACAGCACGAGCAGCUGGUGCACCCGCUGUUCCCUGGGGAGCGUGUGCCACUGCUGCCGGCCUCUCGCCGGCCGGAGACCCCUCCUUGCUACCUGCAGGCAACAGGAUGCUGGGCUGGAUCGACCGUGUGGUUCCCCAGCCCCCAGUGCCCCAUCUGACGGAGGAGACCCCCACGGCCCUGGUGCAGGACCCGGAGCCAGCUCAGGCACCAACGGGAAAGGCUGGUCGCCCCGGGGAUGCUGCUGACCAUGCACGUGCUGACGAAAUGGAAAAGAAGGUGGGAUUUGUGGUCCCUGAGGACCCGGGCUCUGUGUUUGAGAGCGUGGGGAGCAGCGUGCUCUCCUGGCUCUCCCAGGGGCUGGAGAAGGUGAUUCCCCAGCCGGUCCCAGCCCCAGGGAAGCUGCAGGCGCUUGGGAAGAGCUUCGAGACAAGCAUCGACGUUCCCGAUCAGACGGAGGUCCAGAUCCUCAGGGAUGAGGACGAGGAUGCUCUAGAGAUAACCCCCUUCGAUCCAGAGGAGGACGAGCUGGAUGACUGUGACCCCGAGGCCGGCUCUGAUACUGGCACAGAGGAUUGGGCAGGAGCACGGGUGCUCAGCUGGCUGGCGCAGGGCUUUGAGAGGAUGGUGCCGCAGCCGGAGAUGCUGAAAAAGCCGGAGCUGAAGCUGAAAGAGCAGAAGUGCGAAGCUGCGGUGGGAGGCACAAAAGGGACUAAAAGCCAGGCAAAGUCAAAAAGCAAUGUUUUGGCUGCCCAGAGCGUCCCGGGAGCGGUGGAGCCGGUGGCCACCCUCGUCCCUCGGUCUCUGGCUGGGGACGGCAGCAGGAUGUUUGCCUGGUUUGUCCAGGGGCUGGAGAAGGUGAUGCCGCAGCCGGUGACCAGGGAGAAGCAGGACGCACAGGGAGCGGCUGCAGCAACCUCGAGUCCCGUGGAAGAAAUUCGUGUUGUCCCUGGGGAACCCGAGGAGACUGACCUCAUCCUGGAAGACAUCGAUGAUGAGUGGAUUAACGAAGCCACAUGCGAGAUGAUGGCCUGGGGUCGCGAGGCUGAGCUGGUGGCAGAUGCUCAUCCCCUUCCUCCCAUACAGGAGGAACCUCAGGAAGAAGAAAACAGGCUAUGGCUGUGCUCCCUGAGUGCUGCUGAGGAGGAGGAGAAGGAGGAAGAGGAAAAGGAAGAGGAGGAGGGGGAGGAAGUGGAGGAGGAGAAGAAGGAGGAGGAGGAAGUGGAGGAGAGCGUGAGAGCCCUGCUCCGGUCGUCUUGUCUCACCGCUGACGAGGGUGUGGAUGAAGUCUACUUUGCAGAGGAGGCCCUCAGGUUUGAGCAGCUGGAAGAAGCUGAGAUAAGUGAUCUCGAAGGUGCUUUUGUACAGGUGGAAGAGGAGACAGCUGAAGCUGCUGAAACUGAUGCUGAAGGUGAUUACCCCACCGUGGACAUCAAGGAUGUGGACAGCGGAGGCGAUGCUGCAGAGAACGGCAGUACCCACUUACCGGUGCCCAGCGCCGGCACUCCCAACACGCUGUCAGUGCCUGGCGCGGCGCCGGCGUCCCCCAGGAGGAAGCUGCUGGCCCCAGCAGAUGGUCUGGAUGAGGGACCGCUGAGCCAGUCGUCCACCCGAGCGCUGCUGGGCUGCGAUGAGGAGCAGAGGGAAAGCCUGCCCGGGCGCAUCGGUUCAGCCACGAGCCUGAGCAGUGCCGUCAUCAACAACCGGCUCCAGGAGCUGGUGAAGCUCUUCAAAGAGAGGACCGAGAAGGUGAAGGAGAAGCUAACGGACCCCGAUGUCACCUCGGAUGAUGAGAGCCCUGCAGCAUCCCCUGCCAAGCCGGCGCCGGCAGCAGCACCGGUGCCUCCUCCCGGGGGGGAGCCGGAGGGGGACAAGCUGGCGGGGGACGAGCACUACUGUGAGAUGCUGUGCUGCGCGUUCAAGUACCGGCCGUGGCUGGACCGUCUGAAAAACUACCAGUUCCCCAGCAGCAUCGACCCGCUCACCAAUCUGAUGUACGUGCUGUGGCUGUUCUUCGUUGUCAUGGCCUGGAACUGGAACUGCUGGCUGAUCCCCGUCCGCUGGGCUUUUCCCUACCAGACACCGGCAAACAUCCACUGCUGGCUGCUCGUGGACUACCUCUGUGACCUCAUCUAUCUGCUGGACAUCCUCAUCUUUCAGACCCGGCUGCAGUUUGUCCGGGGGGGAGACAUAAUAACCGAUAAAAAGGCCAUGAAAGAGAACUACCUGCGAUCACAACGCUUUAAGAUGGACGUAGUGUGCCUCCUGCCCCUGGAUUUCUUCUACUUCAAAGUUGGUGUCAACCCCCUCCUGCGCUUUCCUCGCUGUCUGAAGUACAUGGCCUUCUUCGAGUUCAACAACCGCCUGGAGGCUAUCCUGAGCAAGGCGUACAUCUACAGAGUGAUUCGGACCACCGCCUAUUUACUGUACAGCUUGCACGUGAACUCCUGCCUCUAUUACUGGGCAUCAGCCUAUGAAGGACUGGGCUCUACCACCUGGGUCUACGAUGGGGAAGGAAACAGCUAUAUCCGCUGCUACUACUGGGCAGUCAAAACCCUCAUCACCAUCGGGGGCCUGCCGGACCCCAAGACGCUGUUCGAGAUCGUCUUCCAGCUGCUGAACUACUUCACGGGUGUCUUUGCUUUCUCCGUCAUGAUAGGGCAGAUGAGAGACGUGGUCGGCGCUGCUACCGCAGGGCAAACUUACUAUCGGAGCUGCAUGGACAGUACCAUUAAAUACAUGAACUUCUACAAAAUCCCCAAAACUGUUCAGAACCGGGUGAAAACGUGGUACGAGUACACGUGGCACUCACAAGGCAUGCUAGAUGAGUCAGAGCUGCUGGUGCAGCUGCCGGACAAGAUGCGGCUGGACAUCGCCAUCGACGUGAACUACAACAUCGUGAGCAAAGUGGCCCUCUUCCAGGGCUGCGACAGGCAGAUGAUCUUCGACAUGCUGAAGCGGCUCAGAUCGGUGGUCUACCUGCCUAAUGACUACGUGUGUAAGAAGGGGGAAAUCGGCCGCGAGAUGUACAUUAUUCAGGCGGGACAAGUGCAGGUGCUGGGGGGACCUGACGGCAAAACUGUGCUGGUGACUCUGAAACCCGGAUCUGUGUUUGGAGAAAUAAGCUUGCUGGCAGCAGGAGGGGGAAAUCGCCGGACGGCAAAUGUCAUAGCUCAUGGCUUCGCUAACCUCUUCAUUUUGGAUAAGAAGGACUUGAACGAGAUUUUGGUGCAUUAUCCGGAGUCUCAGAAGCUGCUGCGUAAAAAGGCCAAGAAAAUGCUGAAAAACAACAAUAAACCCAAAGGUGAGAAAGGAGCACCUGGAGACCCGCUGAUCAUCCCCCCAAAAGCUGACACCCCAAAGCUCUUCCAGGCUGCUCUGGCCGCCACGGGGAGGAUGGGGGGCAAAGGGCCGCUGGCGCAGCUCCGCUGGAGGCUGAAGGAGCUGAAGGCGAUGCAGGCGACGCAGGCGACACAGGGUUCCGACUUCAGUCCGAUCCCACCGAAAUCACCAGUGCACCAGAGAUCACCUGUCACCUCCCACAAAGCACGCACCCACCUGGGAGAAGAAAUAUUCUCAAAAUCUUCUGAUAGCUUAGUCACCAUUCGUGUGAUUUCUACAGCACAAGAGGAUGAAGAAAUCCUUGCUGCUGAGAUUUCGGAGAAAGAAGAAGAAGAAAAAGAAGAGAAAUGAAAAACCAGCAGGUCCUGGGGCAGGAGUAGGAGUCAAGUAAAUGCCUGGGGUGUAAGCUUUUUGUCGUUAAUGAUUUCCACGCAGUGGCCGUAGGCUUCGCUAAGUGCUGCAGGUAGGAUCUACCUUUCUUUUCUGCCUAGAUGUUCAGUCAUUGUUGAUAAAACCAUACGACCCAGAACCAUACAAGGUUUCCACGCUCUGGAGAUCUAUUUUUAUUGAGCAUCUCUAUGAAUAUUCCCACUAAAUCUCAGGCCAGCCCUCUUGCCUCAAAAUCCAGCCUUAUGGAGACGGAGCCCUGAAGAAAUUGCUUUUUAUGGCUCUGGAUGGUUAAUGAGUGUUCAGAUAAAGCGUGAAGAGUUAUUCACCUCUGACAGCUGAGUCACUGCUUGGCCAGAAACAACCAGGGGAAAAAAAAACAAUGAGGUUUCUCUGUUGGACUCAAGGUUGUCAGCAGCGGCCGGAGAGUGAUUCACCCAAAAAGCAUGUGAACUAUGCUCAUAAGCUGAGCACACACCGAAUCACGCUGUCACAAGAAGGCCAAGGUCCAUCCCGGUGUGCAUAAACUGCAAGAUGCUCGCGGGUCUCUGCAUGGUGCCAAGACCACCUUGGGUUUGCCACUGGGAAGAGGAGUUCCUGCCAGCCGUCCACCUCGGGGAGGUGGUGGGCUGUCCAUCGCUGGUGGCUGUUAUGAUGAGAUUUGAUGAGCAUCUUUCAGGGAUGGAGAAACACAAUCCUGAAUGAGAUGUUCCUGGAGAUCCCUUCCAGCCCUGGGUUUCCAUGGGUGCACCGGCCUGCUGCUGCUGGGAGGGAUAAACCGAGUGCAGGAAGGAAGAAGCCGUGCUGGUUUCCAGCUGGGAUGGGAAAGGGAAACACAGGAAGUGCUCUCCUCUCCCAGCCUGUGUUCGGAGUCAGCUCAGAGCCCGUAGCGCGCAAGUGAGCAUGCACAAGCGUGCACGAGCCUCUUCUGUGGUCGUUGCUGGACCUCAGUGACCUGCCACAUUUCCAGCAGCCAACUUCCAGCUCCUUUCGGUCACUUGGUUGGCUCUUGGCCACGUUUCCCAUGGAGCAGCCGCUCUGGUCUUGCUCAUCACUGCAACAGGGCACUUGUGAAGGCGCUCUCCCAACCUGGGACCGGGUGCUGGACAGGAAGGCGAGCACCUGGUCAGCAGCCAGCACGCCCAGCUAAUGAGUCGAGGUGUCCAAUCUUGCUCCAGCACCACCAGUUCCUCAUCUUCCUCAAACCCAGCACCAACUGGAGAGAGCUGCUGGUGAGCCAAGAGGUGGUGAGAAGUGGUGGGCGAGAUGGUGCCAGGUGAGACAACGCAGAUCCUCCCCAAGGUUUCGGCUGGCCAAGUCUCUGCGGCACUGCUGGCUCCGUUGAGAGGAGCCGGUUUCCAUCCUCCGGAGGAAAAGCUGGGGCAGGUUUUGCCGCAGGGAGCAGCCCCGACGCCACGGCUGAGGGACUUUCCGGGUGUUCAGCAAAUUCUGCGAGCAGUGCUGCAGGUUUCACAGGUCUGGCCAUGAGACGGCCGGGCUGCUCACGAAGGGUGUCAGCACCGGCAUCGCCCCCCGCGCGUGGGCGAUCCCUCUUCCCAUCAGCAGCCAGGGGCUGAUCUUCACCUCCCACGGGGUCUCCUUAUUUUACGGAGGUUUUUUUUCCCCCCUCUCUUGCAAAAUAAAUGGUUUUCUGUGGUGGAAAAAGCCAGAAUAUAUGUUAGUGUUAAUUAAUGAUGGCUUGCUCUCUUUUAAACAAAUCUAACAAGCUCCAAUAUACCGCAAGAGGGUCUGAGGCUACCACUGCCCUUAACAUUGCAGAGGAAAACAUGGACUCACCCAAACCUUCAUAAAUAUUUCUUGUCCUCACUCAUUCGCAAGUGGUUUCCUGCUGGGUAGAAGGUUUCAGUGCAGAGUGCAAAGUAUUUUUUUUCACUAUAUAAAUAUUUAUAUAAUCAAACCAGGAAACGUGCAAAAGUCAAACAGGGGUUUUGAUUUGCUGCUACAAUUUGAUAUGGUUUAGAAAAAGAGUUUAAAUAAAUAGUCGGCUGUGACGGCUUUCAUAAUUCACCAUAUCUACAAUAAACA